AUGGCGGACUCGGUGACCUUCACAGCGCCCUUGUCCAAGGCUUUUGGAUAUGGAAUCAUCCUUGGACUUGGCUUUGCCUUUGCCUUGUUGAUGAUUUUCAUUACUUGGGCUUUGAAACGCUACCAACAUGAAGUCCAGACAUCAGAAAUGUUCUCCACUGCCGGCCGGUCUGUUAAGUCUGGACUCGUUGCUGCUGCUGUGGUUAGUAGUUGGACAUGGGCUGCUACCCUUCUCCAGUCCUCUGCAGUGGCAUAUCAAUACGGUGUUUCGGGUCCUUUCUUCUAUGCAUCGGGUGCCACCGUCCAGAUCCUUCUCUUCGCAACAAUCGCAAUUGAACUAAAACGCCGAGCUCCAAACGCCCACACUUUCCUAGAAGUCAUCCGUGCCCGCUAUGGAACCAUUGUCCACUGCGUAUUCAUCGUCUUCUGCCUAAUGACCAAUAUCCUCGUCACAGCAAUGCUGCUCACCGGUGGAGCAGCCGUGAUGACCUCCCUAACCGGCGUACCCACCGCAGCAGCCUGUUUUCUGCUCCCAAUCGGUGUGGUCUUAUACACCCUGUUCGGCGGUAUCAAAGCCACCUUCAUCACGGAUUACAUGCACACAGUAGUAAUCCUCGUGGUAAUCUUGCUAUUCGCCUUCUCCGCCUACGCCACCAACGCCGAACUCGGCUCCCCAUCCAAGGUGUAUGACGCCCUAGUCGCAGCUUCAAAGCGCCACCCCGUUGAGGGCAAUGCAGAAGGCAGCUACCUAACUAUGCGCUCGAAGGAGGGUGGCAUUUUCUGGAUCAUCAACCUAGUCGGAAACUUCGGCACCGUCUUCCUCGACAAUGGCUACUACAACAAAGCCAUCGCCGCAAGCCCCGUGCACGCUUUCCCCGGCUACGUGAUCGGUGGUCUCUGCUGGUUUGCCAUUCCCUGGCUUUGCGCCAGCACAAUGGGAAUCGCCGCAUUGGCACUGGAGGGGACUCAGCGCAUGAGCGCUAACGAUGUCACCGCCGGACUGGUUCUCCCCUUUGCAGCGGUCAAGCUCCUGGGUUAUAGCGGUGCUGUUGCCACGACACUGAUGAUCUUCAUGGCUGUGACAUCUGCCUUCUCGGCACAGCUGAUUGCCGUUUCCUCGAUCUUCACCUACGAUAUCUACCAGGCCUAUAUCGACCCCUCUGCUAAGGGUAAGAGACUCGUUUGGAUCUCGCACAUGUCCUGUAUCGUCUACUCAAUUAUUAUGGCUGGCUUUGCUACGGGUCUCUACUACGCCGGCAUUGGCAUGGGAUACCUAUACCUACUCAUGGGCGUGAUCAUCUCCUCAGCCGUCUUCCCCGGAGCAAUGACCCUCCUCUGGAAGGGUCAGAACCACAUCGCAGCAGCUGUCUCACCACCCCUCGGUCUGGCAGUAUCCCUAAUCGCCUGGCUAGUAACAGCAAAGAAGGAGUCCGGCAUCCUAACCGUCGACACGACGGGCGCCAACUACCCAAUGCUAGCAGGCAACGUCGCGGCCCUGUUGAGCCCAGUCAUCUUCAGCCCAAUCCUAACCUACACAUUCGGCCCCCAAAACUAUGACUACGAAUCCAUGCGCCAGAUCCGCAAAGUAGACGACUCAGAAGUCGCCGCGGCAGCGCACAUCGACCUGGAACUCGUCCCCGGUGAAACAAACCAAACGCAGACCCAGAGCGAAGAAGAAAACCGCAAACUCAACCGCUCGGCACUCUACGCGCGCACGCUGACCAUCUUCAUGGCAUUGGCAUUGCUGAUCCUCUGGCCGAUCCCGAUGUACGGGUCUUCGUACGUGUUCAGUCGGAAGUUCUUUACCGGGUGGGUUGUUGUUGGUAUUAUUUGGUUGUUCUUCACCUUGUUUGGGGUUGUUAUAUUCCCGCUUUAUGAAGGGCGUGAGAGUAUUUGGAGGGUUGCGAGUAUGAUGGCGCUUGAUGCUGUUGGGAGGAAGCCGACUGUUUAUCGCGGUACUAAGGCUGGUGGGACUGGGGCUGGGGAGGCUACGCCUUCUGGAGUGCAGACUCCUGAUGCUGUUACGGAGAAAGGGGAGAAGGUUAAGGGAGACGAGGUGUGA
Molecule: messenger RNA, 2061 nt
Organism: Penicillium canescens
Lineage: Eukaryota; Fungi; Ascomycota; Eurotiomycetes; Eurotiales; Aspergillaceae
Product: sodium:solute symporter family protein
Exons: 4
Coding region: 1-2061 (686 amino acids)
Biological process (GO): putrescine transport; spermidine transport; urea transmembrane transport
Cellular component (GO): plasma membrane
Molecular function (GO): spermidine transmembrane transporter activity; urea transmembrane transporter activity; putrescine transmembrane transporter activity
Source: RefSeq, a predicted model, not a curated record